UUUUUUUUUCUGUCACCUGCCCGAGAGGUGCUGACGACAGUGACGAACGCCCCCUCCCUCCAUUUUCUUUCUCGGAUCACCCUUUGCCUCUGCUAGACGAGCGGCGACGGGCCGCCCCUCGCCGGGCGACGAGCACAGCGACCUGUUACCAUGGCAGCAAUGAAUACCGAUAUGGGAGGCUUAGGUGGCAGGCCGACAAAUCAACAAGCAAAUCCUUUUGGAACUGCCUUGCAUGGUGCUGGGCCAGGACUGAUCCGUACUGGGCUAGAAGCAUAUGGGGGGAGGUUUUUAGAUUCAAGUUCUGAGUUUAUGCAGAGCAAUAUAACACAAUAUUUGUCCGACCCUCAGUACUACUUUCAAGUCAACAGCCAGUAUGUGAGGAACAAACUGAAGGUCAUCUUGUUCCCUUUCUUGCACAGGGGUCACUGGACAAGAAUAACUGAACCAGUAGGAGGAAGGCUGUCCUACAAACCUCCAGUCCAGGAUAUCAAUGCACCGGACUUGUACAUCCCUUUGAUGGCAUUUGGCACCUACAUUGUAGUUGCUGGGUACGCCUUGGGUGUUCUUGGAAGGUUUACCCCUGAGGCACUGACCCUACAGUUCUCUAAAGGGAUACUUGGCUGGUUUCUGCAAGUCAUCCUCAUCAAAGGUCUGCUCUACUCCCUGGGCAGCAGUGAAGCUCCAUUGCUGGACAUUGUGGCAUAUGCUGGAUAUGGUUUCGCUGGCACUUCCCUUGCAAUGCUGGCCCGCAUCUUCUGGAGCUAUCUGUAUUACUUCAUCAUGCCAUGGUUCUGCAUCUGCACGGGAGUCUUCCUUGUGAAGACCAUGAAGAGGGUUCUUCUGGGCGGGCCAAGGAGCUACGAGAGACACCCCAGCCGGAACCACUACUUCCUGCUCUUCUUGGCGGUUGUGCAAUUCCCUAUGCUGUUCUGGCUCGGCAACAUCAGUGGCUGAUCUAUGAUCCUAUGGUCGGGCCACGAACAUCAUUUCUGAGAGGCUGCUGAGCAGAAUAGACAUGUGGUACUUCUUACUUGCUGAUGUAUCUUAGGUUAUCGUGGAGAUGGUACAGAACUAUUAGCUGUGGAUAUCUGGGCAAGCAAAUGAAAAGACGCGAGUACCUCCUGUUUCUGUUGGAGAAGCAAAUGAAGACGUGAGUACCACCUGUUUCUGUUGGAGGCAAAAGUAACCAUGAUCGUUUGGGAUAGGAUAAAGAUUAACUGCUUCGCGUGUCCUCUUUGAAUCUGACUUGUUUUCUAUGAUCAUGCUACUUAUCUUUCAGUUUUGGUUCGAUAUGUUCACGGCAGUUUUGUCUA
This is a messenger RNA of Sorghum bicolor (sorghum), 1313 nucleotides long. RefSeq names its product protein YIF1B-B. NCBI's taxonomy places the organism in Eukaryota, Viridiplantae, Streptophyta, Magnoliopsida, Poales, Poaceae. The transcript is spliced from 5 exons. Gene Ontology annotation, cellular component: endoplasmic reticulum-Golgi intermediate compartment; COPII-coated ER to Golgi transport vesicle; Golgi membrane. Gene Ontology annotation, biological process: endoplasmic reticulum to Golgi vesicle-mediated transport. The coding region runs from base 151 to 954 and encodes 267 amino acids. The record is from RefSeq and is a predicted model, not a curated record.